AUAAUAAGCACUAUAUAUUCGGCUACUCAUUAAUGUACUGUAAUCGAAUCGACAAAGUCUCUCUCUCCUCUCUCUCUCUCUCUCUACUAAAAUUAUGGAGAUUAACGGCGAACAGCCGCCGCUGAUCUGGCCGCAAUUUGAAUCUACUGGCUACACUCGCCGGCGAUCAUCGAUUCCGACGAUAUUAGGUCCGGCGAUGAUCGGAGUGAUAUCAGCAGCUAUUUUUCUUCUCUUUAUGACCUUCGUCUUACCUCCAUUUCUCUCGAUCACAUCUCAGAUUUUUCAGCCAGCUUCGGUGAAGAAAGGAUGGGAUUCCAUCAACGUCGUUUUAGUAGUUUUCGCGAUUCUCUGCGGCGUACUCGCCAGACAAAACGACGACGGAUUGUCUUCGUCGUCACAGUCUUCACACGUCGAAGAAGAAGAAGAUGAUGUCACGAAUGGUGAGGAUAGCAAAAUCUCUUCCUCUCCGGUGGUUUCGCAGCAGUGGUUUGAUGACGUGUACGAUGCUGAUAGGCUAAAGAUCUACGAGAGCUUGAGUAACAGGAGUUUCUCGCCGGGAUUACCGGUUACCGGAACUUUACCGUUGAGGCGUAGUAGUAGCUCGUACCCUGAUCUGAGAAAUGGAGCUUUCAGGGAAACCGCCGAUCGCCGGUUCCGGUUUUACGAUGACUUCGAAAUCGACAAGUACCGAUCGCAAGAUUCGCCUUCUAAAAUCGAAAUCGAAGAAUCCGAGCCUAAAGAAAUUCCGGUUGAUAAAUUUGUUGUAAGGCCGUCUUCUCCACCGCCGCAUCCGCCGCAACAACCACCGGCACCACCACCACCUCCUCCUCCACUUCCUGAAUCAUCGCCGGUUCAAGUUUCACAGAAACCGAAAAGGACUCAUCGUUCUGUUAGAAACAGAGAUAUACAAGAAAAGUCGAAACGCAGUGACGCUAAUUCCGAUUCCACAAGAUUUAAACGAGCGUUUCAGCCUCCGCCUCCUCCGCCUCCGCCGCCUCCUCCGUUUAUAACCGCCACGCCACCGAGGAAACAGGGAACUCUUCAGCGAAGAAAGAGCAAUGCGGCUAAAGAGAUUAAAAUGGUUUUCGCUUCUCUGUAUAAUCAAGGAAAGAAGAAGAAGAAGCUUCAGAAACCAAAGAGAAAGGAGAGAAGCGAAUCUCCGGAGGUGGUGGUGGCGGCAACAGAACCGCCUCAAUACCAAUCGUCAUUUCCACCACCGUCUCCGCCGCCACCUCCUCCACCUCCUCCGCCUCCGCUGCGAUCGUCGCAGUCAGUGUUCUACGGAUUGUUCAAGAAGGGAGUUAAAAGCAAAAAGAUACACUCGGUUCCGGCGCCGCCUCCACCUCCACCGCCGAGGAAGAUCCAAUUGGAUCCUCAGACACCACCACGUAGAUCGAAAUCCGGAAGACCUCCGCGUCCGAUGAAACCGACAAAUUUCAACGAAGAUAGCUACGUCAACAACGGUCAUGCAUCUCCGUUGAUUCAAACCACGCCUCCUCCGCCUCCACCGCCUCCGUUUAGGGUUCCGCCGCUGAAAUUCGUGGUGAGUGGGGAUUUCGCGAAGAUACGGAGCAACCAGAGCUCCAGAUGUAGCUCCCCUGAGCGAGAAGUGAUCGACCUCGGUUGGGGUCUAGAGCUCACACAAUCUGACGGCGGAGCUGAAACCCUAACCGCCGUCGGGUCGGGAUUCUGUCCAAGCCCGGACGUUAACACGAAAGCCGACAAUUUCAUCGCCAGGCUCAGAGACGAGUGGAGGCUCGAUAAGAUCAACUCCGUUAAGGGGAAAUGGAAACAGAGCUCCGUGUAAGGCCCAAUAUAAGGCCCAUUGUAAAACGACGUAGUUUUAUUCCUCCUCAGAUUUUGCUUGCCCUGCAUGGUACGAUCAUACAACAAACACAUCUUCAAGCAAGCAAGCAAGUGGAGGGUAAGAAUUAUUCGAGAUGUUUAUAUGGAUUCUAAGCAAUGUGCAGACACAAUCACUCGAAUUUGAAGUAACGGGUAAAGUAAAACGGUUAUAAACGGCUGGUAAUUUUUUUUGAGUUUAACCUGUGGAGGGGUCGCUUUGUUAAUUGUUUGGUGUGUUUGGGUUUUCUCGGUUUGGAGUAUCCGAUGAAAAGUUGAUAACUUAUGGUGUUAGAAAUGUUGGUAGUUGGUAUUGAAUAUUGAUGUAUGUAUGGCCCGUGAUAUGGAAAUAUAGUUGUGGGCUCUGAAUUUUGUUGGGCCUACCUCUUGUCACCA
Eutrema salsugineum is the source of this 2238-nucleotide messenger RNA. Its product is annotated as formin-like protein 20. The record is from RefSeq and is a predicted model, not a curated record. The coding region runs from base 95 to 1807 and encodes 570 amino acids. The transcript has a single exon. NCBI's taxonomy places the organism in Eukaryota, Viridiplantae, Streptophyta, Magnoliopsida, Brassicales, Brassicaceae.